This is a messenger RNA of Zasmidium cellare ATCC 36951, 2349 nucleotides long. RefSeq lists its product as uncharacterized. Bases 1 to 2349 code for a protein of 782 amino acids. Gene Ontology annotation, biological process: positive regulation of transcription by RNA polymerase II; DNA-templated transcription. Lineage: Eukaryota; Fungi; Ascomycota; Dothideomycetes; Mycosphaerellales; Mycosphaerellaceae. The record is from RefSeq and is a predicted model, not a curated record. Gene Ontology annotation, molecular function: zinc ion binding; DNA-binding transcription factor activity, RNA polymerase II-specific; sequence-specific DNA binding. The transcript is spliced from 3 exons.
AUGGCCGUAGAAGACGUCGAUGCCACCACUCUGAUGCCUCUCGAGACCCCCAUCCUCAAGGUCUCGCGGCCAGUGGCUGCAUGCUCGCGGUGCCGCAACGCCAAGAUCAAAUGCGACGGCAAGCUGCCCGCCUGUACUUCUUGCGAGAAGAAUGGCAGGGCUGCCGAGUGUACCAGCACUAACGAUCAGUUUGCACGAGGCAAGGAGCGAAGCUAUGUCUCCACCCUCGAGACCCGCAUCGACAAGCUGCAGGCCAAACUGGAAGAAGCGCGAGCGAGGAAACCUUCAGUCGUGUCGAUCCCCGACGAUGAUAUGAAUGCUUCGCGAAGGCAGUCUUACCAAGUCCAGGAACCGCCCACUCCAAAUACCACCAGCAAAGCCCUGAGACGGAAAGAAGCCACCGCCAUCGAUGACUUGGUAUCAGACUUUGGCUUUCUGUCCGUCAACGCCACCGCAAGAGACUUCUAUGGCUUUACUACUGCCAUGUCGUACGCUCGACUCGUGCUCUGGGCAUGUUCGAAGGAUCCUUUACCAGAGGGAAUGGCCCAGCCUCUACCGCCGCGAUAUGCUGCCACCGCGUUGAUCCAACACUACCUCAACAAUAUCUUCGUUCUCCUCCCUGUAUUCGACGAAGCCAGUUUCUAUGCCUCAGUCGACAAUGUCUAUUCCAGAAACUCACACCAGGCAGAACCUCUGGAUCACUGGCUGGUGCGGGUGGUCCUGGCCAUUUCGAGUGCUUCAAUGUCCGAGCAAAGAGGUGACCAACGCUACAUGGAGGCUAUCGGCCAUGUGUGUGCUGCGUUGGAGUCCUCCGAAGACGUGCUGCAUCCCGGUGCGAUUAAUAGUAUUCAAGCCAUCGUGUUGCUUACCGAGUACGCUAUGCUGGAUCCUCACCACUUCGAUUCCUGGGGCUUGAUUGGUGCAGCUUCCCGUGCCAUGGUUGACCUGGGUCUUCACCAGGAUCCACCAAAAGGUACGGCCAUGCCCAAAGGCAAGCUGGAACUUCGACGUCGUGUAUAUCAUUGCAUCUACGCCCUCGAUCGAUCAACAUCACUCGUACAGACGAGGGCGUUCUCCUUUUCAGACGACAGCGCCAAGGUGAAAGUCCCAUUCGGCAAGCAAGCAUCGUCAGCGCCAACAUCGCCAGGUCCUUCCGUGCCACAAAAGCUCUGGUCACAGUCUCACGAGCACGCUAUGCACUUGGUGGAGCUUCGAAAGUUGCAGUCUCGGUGGUAUAGCGACUUAUUCCAGUCUGGACGAAGUCGAUGGGAUGAGCCUUAUCCUUACGUCUGGAGCACGUGUGAGUCAAUGCGCAAAUGGUUCGAAAACCUACCGCCAACGACAUCGCCCAACAUGCGCGCAUUCUUCGAACUUGAUCUGCUCUACUCGUACGUUUACGUGCUCUCACCAUCUCCCCGGGUGCCGGCCAUCAGACCCUUUGCGCAGAAGCUCAUCUUCGAAUACUGCAUCCAAUAUGCCGACUUGAUGUUGCGAUUGAUCAGCGAUCCAGCGUACACAGCUCCACUGACUUUUUACGACGCAAUGAGGGUUUACAUGACUGGUCGACAGUUUCUCGACGUCCUACAACACGAUCUCGAUGCUCUUAUGAGCGGCAGCAUUCCGCCACAUCCAGAAGUUAAACCUACAGCUGCUCCACCACCACCAAUGCCUGUCGUUCCACUACCGCCUGGAGAUACUGUACUGCGCUUUAACAUUGCUCGAAGCAUCGCCUGCAUCAAGAACAUUUCAGAAUCAUUGUCUCGAUUCGGCAUUCGCUGGGGAUAUAUGAGCUGGAGUCAGAGGUAUCAAGGCGAGACAUCUCCAAUGCUGGACGAACUCAAUAUUCGGUUGCGUGAUUUGGAGGGCACUCGUAGACAGAGUGUCUGGCAUUCAGGAUCGAGUGGUUCAGUGGGUAGUACCCAGGCGUACCAAUCACCUCCCAGUAUGCAGACACCGCCAGGCAUGCCAACGCCACCCGGAAUUCCACAGCAACCUGUGAUGUCUGUGCAACAGACUCCACCCGGUCUGCCACACGCGCAUCCUAUUCACCACGUCAGCCCACCUCAGUUCCACCAGCAGCCUAUUGGACCUGUAUCAUACAAUAUGGCCUCUUUUGCAGCUGGGCAGCAAGCAUAUCAGCAACAGCACCAGUACCAGCAGCCUGCGUAUAAUUUCAAUCAGAUGCCCACUCCCGCGCAAAAUGCACCGUUCACCAUGCAUCAAGGCAACGCUCAUCGCCCAAGCCAACAAUUUGCAACUUGGACCGGCUAUGGAGGCAUUGGUGGUCAGCCAGAUAUGUUGGACGAAGAGAAUGCAGUACCGCCAGACUCAAAUCCGUGGAAAACUUGA